This is a messenger RNA of Nomascus leucogenys (northern white-cheeked gibbon), 5951 nucleotides long. The record is from RefSeq and is a predicted model, not a curated record. NCBI's taxonomy places the organism in Eukaryota, Metazoa, Chordata, Mammalia, Primates, Hylobatidae.
GCGCAUCCGGGUCACGCUAACGCCGCGGUUUCCUCCGCUCGCUUGGUUCUACUGUGGGUCUGGACUGGUCUCCAUGCCCUGUUGUGGGGCUUUUACAGCCUUUGGGUUGUGAAAACUGCUGAGAGAGACUUGCAAUCCAGUCACAUAAGCAUAAUAAAGAAAUAUUGGUCCUCAUGGAAGAAGAGCAAGAUUUACCAGAGCAACCAAGAAAGGUGAAAAAAGCCAAGAUGCAGGAAUCAGGAGAGCAAACUAUAAGUCAAGUAAGCAAUCCAGAUGUCAGUGAUCAGAAGCCUGAAACGUCAAGCCUUGCUUCAAACCUUCCCAUGUCAGAGGAAAUUAUGACAUGCACCGAAUACAUCCCUCGCUCAUCCAAUGAUUAUACCUCACAAAUGUAUUCUGCAAAACCUUAUGCACAUAUUCUCUCAGUUCCUGUUUCGGAAACUGCUUACCCUGGGCAGACUCAAUACCAGACACUACAGCAGACUCAACCCUAUGCUGUCUACCCUCAGGCAACCCAAACGUAUGGACUACCUCCUUUUGGUGCAUUGUGGCCAGGUAUGAAACCUGAAAGUGGUUUAAUUCAGACUCCAUCUCCAAGUCAACACAGUGUUCUUACCUGCACUACAGGGUUAACCACAAGCCAGCCAAGCCCAGCACAUUAUUCUUAUCCCAUUCAAGCUUCAAGCACAAAUGCAAGCCUGAUAUCUACUUCUUCUACAAUUGCCAAUAUUCCAGCAGCAGCAGUAGCCAGCAUCUCAAACCAGGAUUAUCCCACCUAUACUAUUCUUGGUCAGAAUCAGUACCAGGCCUGCUACCCCAGCUCCAGCUUUGGAGUCACAGGUCAGACUAACAGUGAUGCAGACAGCACCACAUUAGCAGCGACCACAUACCAGUCGGAGAAGCCUAGUGUCAUGGCGCCUGCACCUGCAGCACAGAGACUUUCCUCUGGAGACCCUUCUACAAGCCCAUCUUUGUCCCAGACUACACCAAGUAAAGAUACUGAUGAUCAGUCCAGGAAAAACAUGACUAGCAAGAACCGGGGCAAGAGGAAAGCUGAUGCCACUUCUUCCCAAGACAGUGAAUUAGAACGGGUAUUUCUAUGGGACUUGGAUGAAACCAUCAUCAUCUUCCACUCGCUUCUUACUGGAUCCUAUGCCCAGAAAUAUGGAAAGGACCCAACAGUAGUGAUUGGCUCAGGUUUAACAAUGGAAGAAAUGAUUUUUGAAGUGGCUGAUACUCAUCUAUUUUUCAAUGACUUAGAGGAGUGCGACCAGGUACAUGUGGAAGAUGUGGCUUCUGAUGACAAUGGCCAAGACUUGAGCAACUACAGUUUCUCAACAGAUGGUUUCAGUGGCUCAGGAGGUAGUGGCAGCCAUGGUUCAUCUGUGGGUGUUCAGGGAGGUGUGGACUGGAUGAGGAAACUAGCUUUCCGCUACCGGAAAGUGAGAGAAAUCUAUGAUAAGCAUAAAAGCAAUGUGGGUGGUCUCCUCAGUCCCCAGAGGAAGGAAGCACUGCAGAGAUUAAGAGCAGAAAUUGAAGUUUUAACAGAUUCCUGGCUAGGAACUGCAUUAAAGUCCUUACUUCUCAUCCAGUCCAGAAAGAAUUGUGUGAAUGUUCUGAUCACUACCACCCAGCUGGUUCCAGCCCUGGCCAAGGUUCUCCUAUAUGGACUAGGAGAAAUAUUUCCCAUUGAGAACAUCUAUAGUGCAACCAAAAUUGGUAAGGAGAGCUGCUUUGAGAGAAUUGUGUCAAGGUUUGGAAAGAAAGUCACAUAUGUGGUGAUUGGAGAUGGACGAGAUGAAGAAAUUGCAGCCAAACAGCACAACAUGCCUUUCUGGAGGAUCACAAACCACGGAGACCUAGUAUCCCUUCACCAGGCUUUAGAGCUUGAUUUUCUCUAAGAACUGGAAUGAGGAGCCUUCCCCUUGAGCUCCUUUUCACUCCUGAAGGGAGCUGGAGACUGGAACCAACUGAGAACUUUCUCUGUCUGUCUCCCUCUGUGUCUCUGUCUCUGUCUCUCUCUCUUUCUCUCUCCCCCCCCGCCCCGUCUGUCUUUAUCCAUGGAAUGCUGGCGAGAACACAAUCAGAACCAACAGCUGCAAUUUUUGCUAAGAGUGAGCUGCAGCCCCGUGUUCAUCUCCAUACAGAAGCAGGGACAGUUGGAUAGAGAGAACAGUGGACUCACUGCAGCUGCAGUGCUUUUAAUUUUUCUGUGUUUUGUUUUUGUUUUUUGUUUUCAAAAAAUGAAAAAGAAAAGGAAAUUCCUGGGGCAGAGUUGCACUCUUAGUCCAUGACCAGAUUGAGAAUUACUGAUAACUUGUGGUGAUCAGAUAAAUGCAGCAGACUUUUAUGAUAACAUCUCUUGCAGUCUUAGAGUCUCCGUAGCUUAGAAUCUCACUUAUUUCCAGCGAAUGUGUAUGUUAUUUUUAUAGGUAAGGGUCUGAUCUUUGAUGCAGGUUUCCCCCACUUUCAUUUUCUAGCAAGAAAGGGGUGUUUAAAGUCUUGAAAAUAAGAAUUGAAAUAUCUAAAAUACCUCUCUGUGGCAGUAGCACCUCUGUAGCUGCUCCAGUGGUCGGCUCUCUAGGAUGAUUCCGUUCCUGUCCUUCCAUCUCCUAGCUGGUGAACUGUGGGGCACCGGACACUGAGUAACUGUAAACUUUGGCAUUUCCCAUCUAGAAGCCUUAGUCUUCUUUCCAGUCCCUUUUCCCUUUAGUCAAAUGGCACAACCCUAAAAACUCCUUCAGCUUGACUCUUAUUCAGACUGUAUCCCAGGAGGCUUAGCUUCCAAACUGGAGAGAAGGAACUAAAGCGUCUUACGAAUUUCGGCUUCUUUGGCUCUUGAGACCGAAAGGUUCUACCUAUUCUUCCUGCAGAGAAGCACCCAUUUCCCAUCAGAUGCUCGCCCCUGCAGCUUCUUCUUUCUUAGUCAUCAUAAUGCUAGGUUCUUACCCCUUUCCUGCCCUCUGCACCUCAUGUCCACCUCCAGGCAGCUCUGGCCAGUCCCCAGGUAUUAGACCCAAGAAUUCAAAUCAAAUCUAAAAACAUGCUUAUAACUACAUUUUGGCCAAAACUGCCAAUGUAUUUGACUUCCUUUGUGGAAGCCCUAAGCCAUAUGAAGGAUGUCGCAGGUAUAUAUUUACCCAGAUCUCUGCCUGCAACUGAAGAGCAGAUUGCUGUAUUUAAAUUUUCCCAUGGAAAACCCUGCUUCUCAAAUCCCAUUCUAAAGUAGGAAACCAGAAAGACUUUGCUGAUUGUUGGGGGAGGGGAGGUACAGACAGGGUUUCACAUUGUUGCCAAGGCUGGUCUUGAACACCUGGCCUCAAGCGAUCCUCCCACCUUGGCCUCUCAAAGUGUUGGGAUUGUAGGCAUGAGCCACUGCGCCCAGCCAGACUUUCCUGAUUUAAAUGAGACUACUGCAUCAUUCCCUACUUCAUGGCCCAAACUUAAUCCUGGGCCAAAUGCAGGAGCAUCUCUCGACCUCUGGGCAGAUUGGUGGGUGCCCAGGCACUAGUCACAGCCUUCCAGCCCAGCCAUGAUUGUUGGAUGCCCCAUCCCUCCAAGAGCAAUUUGGGCAUCUGCUCAAGCAGGAUAAAAUUCCCUAGAGCUGAGGAAGUUCAGCCUCUCCCAGGCUGCACAGAGAGAGAUGAUACAAGCACCUCAGAUUGAGAUGCAGGAUUGGUCCGCAGAAGGAGGCAUUGUUGACCAACCCCAGCUACAAUUGCUUGUCGCCAGAGACUCUGCAUACCCAUUUCCAGGGAUGUUGCAGCACAAAGAGGCAAGACUCCUUCCAAUGCCAGGCCACCCAGAUAGCAACAGAGAGAGGCUGGUAUACACAUUUCUUCAGAACUCAUUGAAAAGUGCUCAUGACUCACGAUUUUAAGGAGUAAGUUUUUGCUGAGUAGCUGAAGUCGGUGCUCCUUUACUUAGCUGCCUCUUUGGCCUUGUUUCCUGUGGGGCUGGGAGGAAGGAGAUGUAGUGUGAGGUAGGCCUUCCCUUGGUCUGUAUUCAGCAUAGUCGCCUGGAUGCUGCUCUGCCUUGUUUGAUGGUUGAUCUUAGGAAGCUCUACGUUUUACUCUGAGGCCUCAAACCCUCCCCUUAUGCAGUACAGCUGUUAGGUUUUUGUCCUGGACAAAGGCCAUGGCUGUUGUGCUGCGCUUCAGGUUUGUGAGGCUGUGGAGUUGGACCCCCACCAUGCACACAAGCACACACACACAGAUACUUCCCUCUCCACCCUUUUGGGAGCUCUUUAUUUUAGAAUAUAACUUGAACUCACUUUUAUCAAUGGCUUUUUUCCUCUUACUCUGACUUCCUAGCUUAGCUCUUUCCAAAAGGCACUUGAACUUGGCCAAGAAAGGUAAGGAGGCUGAGCAGAGCAGUCUCUGCUCAUUCCUGGUUGUUGCCACCCUCAUUUAAAUGGAAGAGAGAGAAAACAGGAGCUUCUUGGCUCUUUGCCAAAAUGAAUUGUCCAGGGAACACAGUGCUCUCUGUAAUUACCCUGCCUUUUUCUCCACCCCAACACAAAAAUCUGGAAAGGAAAAUAAGUGGGUAGGAUUAAGAGAUGUUGAAAGCUGAGGACUAAAGGACACUGUGGGUCCAUUCAUCAAGGGGGAGGCCCUCUUCAUUAGAGUCCUCAUGAAAUUAGCCAAAUGAUGAGUCCUUCCCUAGCUGGGCAUGGUGGGUUCUCUUUUUUUUUUUUUUUUUGAGAUGGAGUCUCGCUGUGUCGCCCAGGCUGGAGUACAGUGGCGUGAUCUCAGCUCACUGCAACCUCCACCUCCCAGGUUCAAGCGAUUCUCCUACCUCAGCCUCCUGAUUAGCUGAGAUUACAGGCACCCACCACCACGCCUGGCUAAUUUUUGUAUUUUUAGUAGAGAUGGGGUUUCACCAUGUUGACCAGGCUGUUCUCAAACUCUUGACCUCAGGUGAUCUGCUCGCCUCGGCCUCCCAAAAUGCUGGGAUUACAGGCAUGAGCCACCGUGCCUGGCCAGGCACUGUGGGUUCUACAAGAUGGGUCUGUAAUGUCACAGUGAGGGCUCUCUCUAGCAGUAGGUCUGGAGUGAGGUGUGUCUUGGGUUGAGGAGGUGGCUUGACUUUCGAAUGUAAAACUGACUGUGCCUUAGCAUCACCCUGUCCAGUGCCCCUGGGGCAGCUGGUAGCGUCCAGAAGAAUGGACACCUGCUCCAGAUUUAGAUGCCUAUCUGGGCUUUUGUUUGAUUUGGGGUGUUCCUGUCUUCUGUAAAGCUAGUGAGUUGUCCCAAGAGACUGAUGCCACAGCUUGUUCGCAGUUUACACAAACUCAGCUUUAAAGUUCCAAAUAGAAUCUGAUUGGCAAACUCUAGCUGCAGCAUGUGGAGCUUCUAGAUGUUUACUACCUUGAAUGGUUGUCAGUGUCACUGAACCACAGGGGAGAGGAGUAUGGGGUAGAGCAAUGGUCGGGGCCAAGGAGUGGUGAGCUUAGGGUCUUCCUCUGACUCCUUACUCCUCAAGGAGGCAGUUAGGGUCCCUCUUAAGCAGGCUUCUAUUUCUUACCACUAAAUUGGUUUCCUUUUUCAUCCAGAAGUUAGAACUCCCCAGAUAUUCACGCUAUAGGAUCUGAAUUCCGAGAUUCUAAAAUAUCUUAAACCACAAGAGAGAAAAUCUAGUUCUGCCUCAGCCCCAGUCAGCAGGCCAUCUGUCCCUUCCUCUCCUCUGAGUCAGACAGCUCUGGCAAGCAAGGCUCCUUGGCUAGUUCCUAAUGCACUGACAGGAGCCCUCCCAUUAAGGACGACUUCUACUCAAAAUGCGACUCUCCCUCUGAACUUCAGGUGCCUCUGUUAGCAGGAAAAGGCAUUGAUCGGAUUGGAUAUAUUUAUGUGACUGCGGGCAUUUGUGGCUGUAGAAUCCGUGACCAUAAUGUUAUAUGUAAUGGGAACUAUCUUAUAAACUUGAAAAAAAUAAAGUUUUUAUUUUCUAUA